Capsella rubella is the source of this 1119-nucleotide messenger RNA. RefSeq names its product activating signal cointegrator 1 complex subunit 1. Gene Ontology annotation, biological process: regulation of DNA-templated transcription; DNA alkylation repair. The record is from RefSeq and is a predicted model, not a curated record. The coding region runs from base 90 to 875 and encodes 261 amino acids. Lineage: Eukaryota; Viridiplantae; Streptophyta; Magnoliopsida; Brassicales; Brassicaceae. The transcript has 7 exons. Gene Ontology annotation, cellular component: nucleus.
CGGCGGCAAAGAGGUAAAGUCUUCUCUGUUCUACGGUUUCGGGGUUUGAUUUUGGUGUGUGACGAACGAUCAAGUACGUGUCAAAGGCUAUGGGGAAUUUACUUCAGAAUCGUGAGGGAUCUGCCACUACUCAUCUCACACCUCACGCUUUCAAAGGCAAGCAGAAACAGAUUGGGCAGGGUCGCCAGAGAGAAAUGUUUACACACUUUGUGUCACUUCCGUUAGCUACAUAUCCUGAGUUAAACAAAAAUCUUGAGGCUUUUCAGAAUUCUAUUUUGGGUAACAACAAUAAUGAUAAGAUUCUUCCAGUCAAGUUUCAGAAUAAUUUAUCUCAAAUGGGAAUCGAAAAAUCGAUUUUUGUUUCCCCAAAAACUUUCCAUUUGACUGUGGUUAUGUUAAAGUUAGAGAACAGUGAAUCUGUGAUUAGAGCUCAGAAUAUUCUUAAGAGUAUUUCUUCUAAUGUGAGGCAGGCUUUGAAGAACCGACCUGUCUUCAUUAGACUCAAGGGAUUGGAAUGUAUGAAUGGAUCUUUAGACAAAACCCGUGUUCUCUAUGCUCCUGUUGAAGAAGUUGGGCAUGAGGGUCGCCUGCUAAAUGCUUGUCAUGUUAUCAUUGAUGCAUUUGAAAAUGCUGGAUUUGCUGGUAAAGACGCAAAGUCACGCUUGAAGCUACAUGCCACGGUGAUGAAUGCAAGCUACAGAAGAGAUAAAAGCAAAAAGAUGGAUACUUUUGAUGCGCGAGAGAUACACAAAGAGUUUGGGAACAAGGAUUGGGGAACAUAUCUAAUCAGAGAAGCUCAUAUCUCACAACGCUUUAAGUAUGACCCGAAUGGCUACUUCCAUUGCUGCGCUUCACUGCCUUUUCCACAUAAGUGACACUGAAAACGAUCAAAACUCCUCUUAAAGGUUUUGUUGUAGCAAAAUUUAUCGGUGAAAAGUGAAAACGAUGACAGUGUUGGUAUAUAUGUCAAUAUGUAACUGUUUCUAUAUAAUGUGUAUGUGUGACAGCCAUUGGUAACACUAUGGGUUGUAACUUGUGUUUGUAAGAUAAGUUUUGGACGGUGUAUAGUAUUGUAAUGUACACAUUAUAUACAGACGUCAUUUGCUAGACAUGACCAUA